Messenger RNA from Diaporthe batatas, 501 nucleotides. RefSeq lists its product as uncharacterized. The transcript has a single exon. Lineage: Eukaryota; Fungi; Ascomycota; Sordariomycetes; Diaporthales; Diaporthaceae. Bases 1 to 501 code for a protein of 166 amino acids. The record is from RefSeq and is a predicted model, not a curated record.
AUGUCUGCUCGUUCAGCUCUCGCGGAGGAUCUUUUGCCACCGGACAGGCCCUAUGUCUCUAAUUGUCUUACCUUCACAAGCGUCCUCAAGACUAAGAAGGAAGUCGAUAAGUCCCUAGGUCUCUUGGCUGCGGAUAUACGCCGGGGUAUAAAUAAGCAUGGCACCCGCGAACAGAUCGAGGCCUUUCUAAGCAUGGUCCGGAAAAAUGCGUGGCCACUGGGGCCGAUGCCCGUAUUCUUCGGGAGACCCAACAUGCACCACAUCGGCUUCUCAAACUGGACCAAGGUCAAGACCUACAUGAUGGAUUUCUCUGCCGCAGCUGUGACCAAGAGCAAUACGCCUAUCCUCCCGUCAUUUGUCUCGCAGAUUCAGACCGGCAUACCUUAUCCUGAUGGGUUCCUGAUUACCGGCCAAGACUCUCAUGGCAACUAUUGGCUCGAGGGAUACCGGCCUGCUGGGCUGUGGGCACAUGUAGCAAAGGCUCUCGGGGAGGAAGUCUAA